UCUCAUAAUUUCUUUUACCUUUUUAUCAAAUUGGUGUCAGUAUCCAAUCUCUCUCUCUCUCUCUCUCCCCACCCACAUCUUCUGUAUUUCUCUUUUAGUCCCUUGACUGAGAAAAGUUACAGCUCUCUCCCCCUAUAUAUACUACAUAUUGCUCUCUCUGUGUAUUGCACAUAGAGUAGUCACUGACUGGUGUUGCAAAAGAGAAGAGCAAGUUCUCUAAUAGUUACGCGAUUUUAGGAAAUGGGUAUUUUCUCAUUGUUGACUGGAAUAGCAGGCCCAAGUGGGUUUGGAUCAGCUUCAACUGCUGAACAGGUCACAGAUGGGAUUGAUGCUACCAAUCUCACUGCUAUUAUUACGGGAGGGGCAAGUGGGAUUGGCUUGGAAACGGCAAGAGUUUUAGCUCUUCGGAAGGCUCAUGUCGUUAUUGCCGCGAGGAACAUCGACGCUGCAAAUGAAGCAAAACAUCUCAUUCUUAAAGACAACGAAACUGCUCGUGUGGAUGUCCUAAAACUAGACCUUUGCUCCAUGAAGUCAAUUAGAGCAUUUGCUGACAAGUUCCAUGCUCUUAAUCUUCCCCUCAAUGUCUUGAUUAACAAUGCUGGUGUAAUGUUCUGUCCCUACCAGCUUUCAGAAGAUGGAAUAGAAAUGCAAUUUGCAACAAAUCACCUUGGUCAUUUCCUCUUAACGAACCUUCUUCUUGACAAAAUGAAGGGGACAGCAAAAGCUACUGGUAUUGAGGGUAGGAUUGUGAACUUGUCGUCUAUAGCCCACCUCCACACCUACGAAGGAGGGAUAUCAUUUGAUAAGAUUAAUGAUCAAAGGAGCUAUUCUGACAAAAAGGCAUAUGGACAAUCCAAAUUAGCCAACAUAUUGCAUGCCAACGAGCUAUCUCGUCGUUUGCAGGAGGAGGGUGCAAAUAUUACAGUCAACUCAGUGCAUCCAGGGUUAAUAAUGACAAAUCUCAUGAGACAUUCUGCCCUUUUGAUGAGAGUUUUGAAGGUAUUCACUUGUCCCAUGUGGAAAAACGUCCCACAGGGUGCAGCCACGACGUGCUAUGUAGCACUUCACCCAAAGUUGAAAGGUGUAACCGGAAAGUAUUUCUUGGACUGUAAUGAGUAUACACCGAGCAAGCUCGCUACAGAUGAGGUGCUAGCUAAGAAACUCUGGGACUUCAGCAACAAGUUGGUUAACUCGGCUCAAAACAACUAAAAUUACAUGCUUGCCUGCUAUACUCUCUGGAAUUUCCCUUUUUAUAUCUGCAGUGAAAAUAGCAGGCCUACUACUUCCCAUCAUUCACUUACUGGGUGUCGCUUCAGUCUCCGUUUAAUUUGGUUUCUGUAUAAGAAUCUGCGUGUUUGUUUACAAGCUCCUUAAAAUUUAAAAUGUUUGUGAAUCUGUAUGUUUGUCUACAAGCUCUGUAAACUGUUUGUGAAAUUACAUGCAACUAUAGUUACUAACUA
Cornus florida is the source of this 1460-nucleotide messenger RNA. RefSeq names its product short-chain dehydrogenase TIC 32 B, chloroplastic-like. The transcript is spliced from 8 exons. The coding region runs from base 241 to 1209 and encodes 322 amino acids. The record is from RefSeq and is a predicted model, not a curated record. Lineage: Eukaryota; Viridiplantae; Streptophyta; Magnoliopsida; Cornales; Cornaceae.